AUGGACUGCAAAGCCGUCUUGACGUCGGAAGGAGUUGUGGAGCCUCUUUUUCAGCUACUGGUGCAUAAGGUGACCAUUGAGAAAUUCGACUUACUUCGGGAUCUGGCAAAGAAGAAAGCACUCCCAGACUGCGCCGAGGACUCGGAAGAGUUUUUUGAGCAUGGAACUGUGUUAUUUCUGGGCUCCUUUGGUCAGGCAGCGGGACUUGAACUCCAACUUUGGCUGUGCCCAAAUGGCGAUAGAGAGGACUGGGAUGCCCUCACAAUCACAAUAUCGAAUGAAGGACUGACAGAUUUACCAGAUGUUACAAAACUGACACUACUUGACGCUCGGGACGAAUACAAGGAAAUAUCUUCCUGCGAAACAGUAGGAAUAUGCAGGGCCAAGCGAGGAUACGUGCGAUUCUUUUUUAACUGGACGGAUCACAACAUCCUUCGAGUUGGAAGCCGUUUGGUGCUCAAAGUCGAAAUGCGGUUUCUUCGUCGACUUCUACACAUAGACGCAGAACCAAAUCGGGGCGCGACGACUGGCUCACUCCAAUGCGAUGUAUUCGAUUAUUUAUCUGAAAAAUACUUCAAGAUGGCGAAUGAUCGCGUGCUGGUCCAAGUCGGCUCUCGAAAGAUGCUAUGCAGCAAGGCUCUUCUUUCUUGCCGCUCGCCAGUGUUUGAAAGCAUGUUUUCUGGCAGCUUCAAAGAAGCUAAUUCGAGCUUCAUUGCCUUAAAGGACAUGGACACUGACGUUGCCGCUAUCCUCAUUGACUGGAUACAGGAAGACAGGCUUCCCGAAACAUCAGGUCUCAACUGGAGCAAAUGCAUGCGAGUGCUGAUGGCUGCAGAUAAGUUUCAAGUCCACACGCUAGUGGAUUACUGUAUUUGUCAUCUUCGUCGCCUCCUUACCCAAGGCAACGUAUCAUUCGACGAAAUCAUUGUGGUUCGGAAGAUGUUGCAACAGUGCACAGGAUCGAAGAUUACUCAACUUGGUAAGUUCCGAACGUUCGCUAUAAAUGCAGCUUCAUUCAUACUUCGAGCAGCUAGGGAUUGCGAGGCAUAUGUUGCUGCACGGGCAGCAUGUGAUCCGUCAAAGAUGUGGAGCAUCCUCGAUUUAGAGAUGACACAUGAUCCACUGCUAAAACCAUGCAGGAAGGGAAAUGCCAUAGAUAUCUGA
Cyclospora cayetanensis is the source of this 1164-nucleotide messenger RNA. RefSeq lists its product as uncharacterized. Lineage: Eukaryota; Apicomplexa; Conoidasida; Eucoccidiorida; Eimeriidae. Gene Ontology annotation, molecular function: protein binding. The record is from RefSeq and is a predicted model, not a curated record. The coding region runs from base 1 to 1164 and encodes 387 amino acids. The transcript has 13 exons.